AAUACCAUAAAAAUUAAAUUAAAAAGAACUGUAGAAUGAAUAUUCUGCUACAAAAACGGUGACAUUUGUUCCCUUUACGAAUUCGGUGAAUGCUUCUUUCCUCACAAAAUCGUCGUGUAAAAGAAUGGUGGGUAUUGGGCGUGUGGUAAGUCGUCAAAAUGAGAAUGGUGGUGCUUCUAUGAAUGGGACUGCUGUUUCUCGUAAAUGGAAGCCUCGAAGAGUGUCUGCGAUUAGGGAUUUUCCGCCAGGCUGUGGACCGUUUGUUCGGCCUGUUAAUGUGGUGGAUGUUAAAAAAGCUGAAGCGGUGUCUGUAGUGAGGGAUUUUCCGCCGGACUGUGGACCAUUUGUUCGGCCUGUUAGUGUGGUGGAUGUUAAAGAAGCUGAAGCAGCGUUGUCGUUGGGGAAUGUAGAGACUCAAGUGGGGUCCAAGGAGGAAGUUAAUGGGGUGGUGAAUGAUGAUGUGAAAGUGAAUGAUGAUGUUAAGUUAUUUUCACCGACACGUGGGGUGGAUAAUGGUGUUGUGACUGAUGGUUUGACAAAGGUGAAGUUUCCUCGAAGGAGAGUUUCUGCAGUUCGGGAUUUUCCUCCUUUUUGUGGAUAUAAUGUUGGUGAGCCCAGUGCAGAGGAACGGGAAAGAAUAACCGGACGGAGGAGGACUGAAACCGGGGAUAAGGGUGGUGGUAGUGAGGGAAGGAAUGGGAAGGUUGUAGAGGCUAAAGUGGCGGGUUGUGAAAAGUCUAAUGUGAGUCUCAAAGAAGAUUUACUUAAGAAGGGAAAAUUGGGUGAUUUAAGCAAUGAGGGUGUUGUGGCAAAUCAAGAGGCGGAAAUUUUGAUGGCUGGUGAGGAAUCUAACGUAAGUGUUGAAAAGGAGAAGGUCGAAAAGAUUGAAGGUGAUGCCACCGGGGUUGAACGAGGCAAAAGGGUACAUAACAUAGGUCAAGCAUGCCAGGAGCUUGUGGUGUAUGCACGUGACAAAGUCAUGAUGAGAAAAUGUUCAGAUGAUGAAGAUUCUGGAGAAGAGAAGUUUCAAGAUGAGAAAAUCAAGAGCCAUGAAAUAGGGGAGAAGGUUUCAAUGCCAGUCGACAAAUCAUUUUCCCAGGGUCAAAGGGAUAUUAAAAGUAUCCCCUUUCGGAAUGAGGGAUACGAAAGAUUUCUUAAAAAGAGGCCGCUGGAUGAUACUAAUGAUCUUAAGUUUGAUGGAGACAGGCUUAGGUUUAUAAUGGGUCUGAAGGCUCCGUCACUUGGUGCAUUAGGAAGUCUAAAGAAAGAUUUAAUCAUAAAGGAGAAAGGGAGUCAAGCCUCAAUGAUGCCAACAGGUUUUAAGACUAAAAAACUAGAUGUUUUGGAGAAACCGAGCUCCACACGAAAGGUUGGUUAUACCAAUACACUUGAAAUGGUUGUUAAGGAAGAUGAUGAUUUUGCUAUAGAUACCGAAGAACAAGGAGCAGCGCUCAAGUAUGUGUUAGGUCUGAAGGCUCCGUCACUUUGCUCACCAGCAAUCCCAGGUAAAUCUUUUACCAUCAAGGUGAAAGGAAGUCAGGCCUCAACGGCACCAACUAAUUCUACAAAGAAAAAACAAAAAAGGCGAGAAAACGCUGUUUGGAGGGGAGAAUCGAGCUCCAUAGGGAAGGUUGCUUAUACUGGCACACUUGAAAUGGUUGUUGGUAAAGAAGAUGAUUUUGCUGCAGGUGCCAAAGAACAAGACGAGUAUCGUAAUCCACGGGGAGCAUGUGAUAUGGAUGUAACACUGCCUCCAUUUGGUCCCAAAAACUCAAAUGAUGCCCGAAAUAAAGUUAGGGAACUUCUAAGGCUUUACCAAGCUAUAUGUAGGAAGAUUGUGCAGGGGGAGGAAUCAAAAACCAAUGAAUUAACAGGAGGGGCUGUAAGGCGAGUUGAUCUUAAAGCAAAGGAAAUUUUGGACGCGAGAGGCCGGUCACUUGACUUGGGUCCAAAGACAUAUGGACCAGUACCUGGGGUUGAAGUAGGAGAUGAGUUUCUGUUCCGAGUCGAGCUUGCUUUAGUUGGCCUUCACCGCCCAUAUCAGGGCGGCAUAGAUUAUGUUAAGCAGGCUAAUGAGUUUUUUGCAGUUAGUGUUGUUGCUUCAGGUGGUUAUGAUAAUGAUGUCAAAUAUCCAGACCGCUUAGUAUACUGCGGGGCAGGUGGGGUCACAAAAGAUAAGAACUUGGAAAACCAAAAGCUUGAAAGAGGAAAUCUAGCUUUGAAGAACAAUAUUGAUUUGAAAUAUCCUGUGCGGGUUAUUCGUGGAUAUCAGGUUACCAUUGAAUCUGUAGAUUCAAAACCAAAGACAAUGAAAACAUACAUAUAUGAUGGGCUGUACACAGUUGACGAAUGCACACAGGUGCCUAGCAAAAAGGGAAACAUGGUUUUCAACUUUGUGUUAACUAGGAUUCCGGGACAACCAGAACUUGCCAUUAGAGAGGUGAAGUCCAAGAAAUUUAAGAAACGAGAAGGUAUAUGUGUUAAUGAUAUAAGUGAUGGUAAAGAAGUCUUUCCAAUAUGUGCUAUCAACACAAUUGAUGAUGAAAAACCGCCUUCAUUUACCUACAUUACAAAGAUUGUGUAUCCGAAUUGGUGUCAGCCGGUCCCCCUAAAAGGCUGUGAUUGUGUGGGCCGGUGUAAUAACAAGAAAUGCUCAUGUGUCCUCAAGAAUGGUGGUGAGAUUCCAUAUAACCAUAACGGAGCAAUAGUUGAAGCAAAAUCAUUGGUUUAUGAAUGUGGCCCAUCUUGUAGGUGUCCUCCUUCUUGCUACAACCGAGUCACCCAACACGGUAUGAAAAUUCAUCUCGAGAUAUUUAAAACUAGAACACGUGGGUGGGGGGUUAGAUCUUUGAGUUCAAUCUCUUCGGGAAGCUUUAUAUGUGAAUAUAUAGGAGAGCUUCUAGAAGACAAGGAAGCUGAGAAACGAACGGGUAAUGACGAGUACUUAUUUGAUAUCGGGCAAAACUAUAGCGACUGUUAUCCUAACCCCGAAAUGAAAGCAGACGAGGAAGUGUGCGAGGGUGGAUUCACUAUUGAUGCUUUCAAAUAUGGUAAUGUUGGUAGGUUUAUCAACCACAGUUGCUCCCCGAAUUUAUAUGCUCAAAAUGUACUGUAUGAUCAGGAGGAUAAGAGAAUGCCACAUAUAAUGCUUUUUGCUGCUGAAAACAUCCCACCGCUGCAGGAGCUGACGUAUCAUUACAACUAUACGGUGGAUACAGUUCAUGAUUCUGAUGGGAAUAUAAAGGUCAAGAAUUGUUAUUGUGGUUCUUCAGAAUGUACAGGCAGACUUUAUUAGGUAAGUUGGAACUUAUACUAUUAGGAAGAGACGAUCCUUUGUUAUGCUUGUGUCCUCUUUUCAAUAUAUGUAAAUCUGGUGAUCCUUAGGAUCCUAAUUGAUAAAGCUCUUGAUGAAUUUCUUUACUGUC
Messenger RNA from Erigeron canadensis, 3425 nucleotides. RefSeq lists its product as uncharacterized. Bases 125 to 3295 code for a protein of 1056 amino acids. The transcript has 2 exons. Gene Ontology annotation, molecular function: histone methyltransferase activity; protein binding; zinc ion binding. The record is from RefSeq and is a predicted model, not a curated record. Lineage: Eukaryota; Viridiplantae; Streptophyta; Magnoliopsida; Asterales; Asteraceae. Gene Ontology annotation, cellular component: nucleus.